UUAGUGAUUUCUUUCAUACAAGCAUAUCUAACGCUACUACUCGAUUUUCGUUUGUUUACAGCUUACUUACUUUUACAGCCUAUUGUAUUUGAAAUAGAUUCUUCGGCAGACUUUUCAACAACGACUGUUUAUCGACAUAUCUAAAUAUGAACAACUGUGACUUGGAAACGUUGAGCGUUUCUCCUGGAGUGAUAGCGCCUUCUUUCCAUCCGUCUAUCUGUGAAUAUAAAGCUACAGUGCAAAGUGAUGUUAGUGAAGUGAAAGUAAAAGCCGUUGCAAGUGACAGCGGAGCUUCCUUUAGAAUUUGUGGCAAAGACGGAUCAAAGAGUGUAACUCUCAAGGAUGGCUCAAAUAUUAUAAACAUAGAGGUCACAGCUGAAGAUGGAACCACAAAAAUGUAUUCAAUUGAAGUUACGAAGUUGUCUGCUAAAAACGCAGUUUUAGACGGGCUCAACUUAGCUGGGGAUUUUCAGCUUAUUCCUUUAUUUGAAUCAAACAUACACGAGUAUUCAUGUAUAGUUCCAUGCUUCAUUAAUACUUUAACUGUACAGCCUUCAGCUCCAGAUAAAAAUAUGAAAGUAUAUGUUAACGACUCUGUUUCCAGUGCUUCAGUGGCACUGACAGUUGGAGAUACAGUUAUUGAAAUAAAGGUUUAUUCGCCAGAUGAAACAAAUUCCCAGACAUAUGACAUUGUUGUCACACGUAUGGAGUUUCCUCUUGUGGUGAACUUUUUCAAUGCUAAAGAACAGUCAUUGUAUGAAUGUCCCAUUUCUUUGAAAGCAUUUUACCGGCCAGUGUCAAUCAAAGGGAGUGAUCCAAAGCAUACAUUUUCAACUCCUUGUAUUGACAUGUUAACACGACGAUCUAAAAUUGACCCACUUAAUGAGAUGCCACUGGAGAUACAUUGGAAGAACCCGGAAUUUGAACUGGAAAGACAAAUGUCUGCUGCAUCUGUUUUCUGCUCCUAUAGCUAUAGAGGGUGCAAUAGCAUUGUGAAGUUUUCAGAACUUGGACAACAUAUACUUGAAUGUCCUUGUAAACCACCGGGUCAGCUGGAUGUAAAAGAAGUAACAGAAAAUGAGUGGUACAGAACACAGAAUUUAAAUUUGCAGUUUCAAAUAAAACAUACUUUACAAAUACAAAACUGGGAAAAAAGACUCCAACAGAUGUUAGGUGAACACAAUGUCGAUAAACUCUGCAGUUAUGCUGAAGAAUACAUUAAAAUAUACAAACAACAGCUUCCUAAACCAGGAGAAUUGAUAAAUUAUGAAGAAGGAUGCCAUCCUCUGGAUGCCUUACAGCACGUAACCAUUGCUUAUGCAUCAGCCAUCAAACUCAGACCAAGGGAUCCAAAACUUCACCUUCAGCUUGGACUUGCUCUUGAAGAAUACUAUUAUGCUAUUUCUAUAUAUGGCCUUCAAAAAAAGAGAGAAGAUGAAUCAUUAGAGCUGAACAGUGCCAAAGCUUCUAGCAGAGAUGAAGAAAUUUUAGCAAUCUGCACGCUACAUGGGUUACAUGGGAAACCGACAAUUGAAAAUCAGCUGAAAGCUUUGGAUGCAGAAUUUCGUCACCUAAAGGACCUGGGUCAGUCGGCCAGAUCGGACUAUGUACAAAUGCUCUUUAACUGGAAAUCAAAGAUGGCAGCGAAGGAUGGAAUUCCUACAGUUUCAGACGAAGAAAGUCCACUCCAUCAAGCUCUUAUUAAAUACCUGGAUGCUUUGUUUUUGGAUUCAAACAACUGGAAAUAUAACUUUCAUGUUGGUAGACUGUCUUUUCUACAGGGAAAAUGUAAAGAAGCUGUACAGUAUCUUCAGAAAUCUGUUUAUCUCAAUCCUGCAAGUCCUUCAGCCAGACUUUAUACAGGUUUGUCACUGCUGUCAUCUGAAGAAGAAACUGCACAACAAGCUCAGGAAGCCAUAAAAUAUAUACAGCAAGGAUUGGAUCACUUGUUGAAUAAACUGUUUACUGAAGCAUGUGGUAGACAGAAAAGGUAA
Molecule: messenger RNA, 1994 nt
Organism: Erpetoichthys calabaricus (reedfish)
Lineage: Eukaryota; Metazoa; Chordata; Cladistia; Polypteriformes; Polypteridae
Exons: 12
Coding region: 147-1994 (615 amino acids)
Biological process (GO): ubiquitin-dependent protein catabolic process; protein polyubiquitination
Molecular function (GO): protein binding; ubiquitin protein ligase activity
Source: RefSeq, a predicted model, not a curated record